CCUAUUUCUUUCAAAAUGGCUCCCACCCGGAGUAUCAUCGGGUUUUUAAAUCCGAAAACUCUUACCACGGUGUUUAGUAACAAUAUUAACAAAACUACGUGUCGGUUCGUCCAUAAAUGUAAUAAAUGUGAAAAAUUUCUUGGAGGGCCUGCAAUUGCUAUUGCAUCAUUAGUGCACAAUAAAUUCAAUUAUAACACGGGUGCUACUAGGCAUCGAUAUAUUCACACCACCAACUGUCUGGCCGCUCGCGUGGAUUACUACAAGGUGCUGGGAGUUUCAAAGAAUGCCUCCGCUAAAGAUGUGAAGAAGGCAUACUAUCAGCUUGCGAAGAAAUAUCAUCCGGAUGCAAACAAAUCUGAUCCCGAGGCGUCAAGGAAGUUUCAGGAAGUUUCGGAGGCUUAUGAGAUUCUCUCUGACGAGAACAAGCGUAAGCAAUAUGACACCUUCGGCACUACGUCUGAGCAGAUGGGUAUGGGCGGUUCUCCUGGUGGGGCAGACGGGUUUACCCACCAGUGGCAGUACAAGGCCACCAUAGACCCCGAAGAGCUGUUCCGGAAGAUAUUUGGAGACGCUGGUUUCAAGAGUGAAUCUUUUAGUGAUUUCGCUGAGAGCCAGUUUGGCUUUGGUGCUGCUCAGGAAGUCAUAGUAAAUCUCCGCUUCACGGAGGCAGCACGAGGCGUGAACAAGGAUGUGAACGUGAACAUAGUAGACACGUGUCCGAAGUGCCAGGGCUCCCGAGCUGAACCGGGCACUAAGGCUAUCAAGUGCACGUACUGCAAUGGUACGGGGAUGGAGACGUUCUCGCGAGGUCCUUUUGUGAUGCGGUCUACUUGCCGACACUGUCACGGGACGCGCAUGUUGAUCAAAUUCCCCUGCGUCGAGUGUGAAGGGAAAGGCCAAUCGGUACAACGCAAGAAAGUAACAGUCCCAGUGCCCGCGGGCGUGGAAGACGGUCAAACCGUGCGCAUGGCGGUCGGCAACUCGGAGAUAUUCGUCACGUUCAAGGUUGAGGCCUCCAAGUACUUCCGACGCGACGGACCAGAUGUACAUUCGGACUGCACGAUUUCCGUGUCUCAAGCUUUACUUGGUGGGACUGUCCGGAUACAGGGCCUGUAUGAAGACCAUACACUCCAGAUUUUACCAGGCACAUCGUCACACAGGUUGAUCAGGCUGUCGGGGAAAGGCAUGAAGCUGGUCAGCAAGCAUGGCUACGGCGACCAUUACGUCCACAUCAAAAUAAAGGUCCCCGCAACAUUGAACGAGAAGCAGAAGGCGCUCAUCUACGCAUACGCUGAGUUAGAAGAGGACACGCCUGGCCAAAUACUAGGUGUCUCGUAUGACAGAGAUGGCAAGAAACAGUCCGUAGCAGAGAACCAAACCCUCGUAGACGCCGUGAAAGAAGCUCUUAAGGACAAGAAAUCCGUCGAGGGAGAGGCUCAGAAGACAGAGGGCGCCACCGAAGCGACGGAAGAGCUCAAAGAAUCUAAGAGGAGUAAAGCGUAGUACUAUCUGGACUUUGAUCUAGCUGCGAUAAAUGGAACGAGUAAAUGAAAAUGUAUAAGAAGCCGCGCACAAAAGAAAGUCGCCGUCAAUAGAAUUUGUGAACAAUGUAAACAAACCUUGUAGUCAAAAUGUCUUUAAUUUCCAUUCUAACUCAUCAGAUACUGGCUAAAUCCAUGUGUUAUUUAAUCAAUUCAUAUCACAUUAUGAUCCCCAACCUUCAAUAUAAUAAAAUUGUGCUAAAUAUCGAUAUUUUAUAAAAUGGUUUGUUUACAUUGUUGACAAUUUCUAUUGACGGCGACUUUAUUUAGAAAUGUAUCUGGGCCGCUUAUCAAAACUUAUUUGAAAUAUGAAAAUGUAGGUUUGUAUUCCCAUUUCCAUAAUUAUAUUAGGUCAGUAACAAAUACAGCUUGGCAAAAAAAGAGUAGAAAUUGAACUAAUAAUUUUUAUAAUAGCAACACUUUUCUGAUACAGAAGUGUCAAAAUAGUUGCCACAUGCAAAACGGUUUACAUAGACGGUGGCGCCCCUAUUAUUUUCUACUUUUUUUUGCCAGGCUGUACCUACUUUGUAUCGCAGCUAGUGUCUUGAGGAAUGAGAGAGGCACACUGACAUUUUAUCCCGACAGGCGGCGCCUGUGCAAGUGCCUAGGCAUGUCACUGUCAUUCAUGUGUGAGAGAAAAAAAAUCAUCUGCUCGCUCUCACGUAUGAAAUUCUUUAUAUGUGCAAUGGACUAAUAGGGUGGCGCCAUCUGUCAUAACCUUUGAGUGUGCCUCCUCAUUGGCUUUUGGGUCUAACACAACUGGCAGAUAUUUUUUUUCUACUAGUACUGUAUGUUACGACGUUGUAUUUGCGAUUUGAUAGCCAGUUGUGCCAGAUAUGCACACUAUGGAACUCAGCGCUUAUAAAUGAAAUGUUUACUUCCUUAUAGCAGAAAUAAUUCCAAUAUUUGAUAUAAAUUCCUAUAAAUUGACUGACAUACGGAUUUGAAUGUUCAUUCUGGUUUAUUUUUAGUAUUGUGUUUAUUUAGAUUUGCAUCAUAUUUUCUUAUGAUUUUGUCUUACACAAUUUCUGUAGUGUACAGUUCUGUGAUACGUUAGAUAGCAAUAA
This is a messenger RNA of Leguminivora glycinivorella, 2608 nucleotides long. It is a transcript of the gene DnaJ-14, whose product is annotated as protein tumorous imaginal discs, mitochondrial-like. Gene Ontology annotation, biological process: negative regulation of apoptotic process; protein folding; mitochondrion organization. Bases 16 to 1503 code for a protein of 495 amino acids. The record is from RefSeq and is a predicted model, not a curated record. Gene Ontology annotation, molecular function: ATP binding; heat shock protein binding. NCBI's taxonomy places the organism in Eukaryota, Metazoa, Arthropoda, Insecta, Lepidoptera, Tortricidae. Gene Ontology annotation, cellular component: mitochondrion. The transcript is spliced from 10 exons.